This is a messenger RNA of Jaculus jaculus (lesser Egyptian jerboa), 1038 nucleotides long. RefSeq names its product trace amine-associated receptor 6. NCBI's taxonomy places the organism in Eukaryota, Metazoa, Chordata, Mammalia, Rodentia, Dipodidae. Gene Ontology annotation, biological process: G protein-coupled receptor signaling pathway. The record is from RefSeq and is a predicted model, not a curated record. The transcript has a single exon. Gene Ontology annotation, cellular component: membrane. The coding region runs from base 1 to 1038 and encodes 345 amino acids. Gene Ontology annotation, molecular function: trace-amine receptor activity.
AUGAGCAGCAACUCGUCCGCAGCCGCAGCCCUGCAGCUCUGCUAUGAGAACGUGAAUGGAUCCUGCGUGAAGACUCCCUACUCGCCCGGGCCCCGGCUCAUCCUCUACACAGUCUUUGGUUUGGGGGCUGUGCUGGCCGUGUUUGGAAACCUCCUGGUGAUGACGUCCAUCCUCCACUUCAGGCAGCUGCACUCUCCCACCAACUUCCUGGUCGCCUCCCUGGCCGCUGCUGACUUUCUGGUGGGCGUCACCUUGAUGCCCUUCAGUAUGGUCAGGUCCAUCGAGAGCUGCUGGUACUUUGGAGACAAGUUUUGUACUUUCCACACGUGCUGCGACGUGGCGUUUUGUUACUCCUCUCUCUUCCACCUGUGCUGCAUCUCCAUCGACAGGUACAUCGCUGUCACUGACCCUCUGGCCUAUCCCACCAAGUUCACAGGGUCUGUGUCCGGGGUGUGCAUCAGCAUCUCGUGGAUCCUGCCCCUGGUGUACAGCGCAGCCGUGUUCUACACGGGUGUCUACGACGACGGCCUGGAGGAAUUGUCCAAGGCCCUCAACUGUGUAGGAGGCUGUCAGGUAGUUGUAAAUCAGAACUGGGUGUUGAUUGAUUUUCUGUCCUUCUUUAUUCCUACCCUUGUUAUGGUAAUCCUGUACAGUAAUAUUUUCUUGGUGGCUAGACAACAGGCUAAAAAGAUUGAAAAUAUUAGUAGUAAGACAGAAUCAUCCUCUGAGAGUUACAAAGCCAGGGUGGCCAAGAGAGAGAGAAAAGCUGCAAAAACCCUGGGGUUCACAGUGAUCACGUUUAUGAUCUCGUGGUUACCAUACAGUGUUGAUUCUUUGAUUGAUGCUUUCAUGGGAUUCAUCACCCCUACCUACAUCUAUGAGAUCUGUGUGUGGUGUGCUUAUUAUAACUCAGCCAUGAAUCCUUUGAUUUAUGCUUUAUUUUACCCCUGGUUUAAGAAAGCUAUUAAAGUUAUUGUGAGUGGUCAGGUUUUCAAAAACAGUUCAGCUAACAUGAAUUUGUUUACGGAACAAAUUUGA